Messenger RNA from Theobroma umbraticum, 1678 nucleotides. RefSeq names its product zinc ion binding protein. The record is from RefSeq and is a predicted model, not a curated record. Gene Ontology annotation, biological process: protein ubiquitination. Lineage: Eukaryota; Viridiplantae; Streptophyta; Magnoliopsida; Malvales; Malvaceae. Gene Ontology annotation, molecular function: protein binding; ubiquitin protein ligase activity.
UUGAAGUGAAUACGCGUUGCAGAAGACAACGGGAGCCAUAGAAACAAAGCAAGGAUCGAAACGACGUCAUUUUCGUCUCCAAUCCAAAUAUAUUUAGCCUUCGAAACUCCUUCCUCCUCUGCUUCCAAUCUUUCUUCUUAUAGAGAGAGGAUGACCACCCCUGUUUGCCCAUUCGUCAAAGCGGCUCGACCGGACGACGCUGGUUCUGCCAAAAAAGCCGCCACCGGCGGCAGCGAAGCGGCAAGGAAAGACUCCGGCGACACCGCUACCGUGUCUCCCAAAUGUCCCUUUGGUUACGAUUCCAACAACUUCAAGCUUGGUCCUCUCAGUUGUAUGAUCUGCCAAGCUCUUCUCUUUGACUCCACCAAAUGCAUCCCUUGUUCUCAUCUCUUUUGCAAAGUGUGUAUAUCACGGUUUAAGGAUUGCCCAUUAUGUGGAGCUGACAUAGAGAAAUUGGAACCUGACACCAAUCUUCAAAGCAUAGUGGAUCGAUUUAUCGAAGGGCAUGCUAGGAUCAAGAGGGCUCAUGUUGACACCAAUGGAGAAGGAGAGCAAGUUCUGAAUGAGGAUAAAAAGGUAAUUUAUGAGGAUGUCUCAUUGGACAGAGGUGCUUUCUUGGUGCAACAGGCCAUGAGGGCAUUUCGUGCUCAAAAUAUAGAAAGUGCUAAAUCUAGACUCAGUAUGUGUGCGGAAGACAUUCGAGAUCAAUUAGAUAAAGUGGGCAACACAUCAGAGUUGUGCUCACAGCUUGGGGCAGUUCUUGGUAUGCUUGGUGAUAGCUGCAGUCGAGCAAUGGGAGAUGCUGGUGCUGCAAUCAAUUAUUUUGAGGAGAGUGUUGAGUUCCUUACAAAAUUGCCAACAGAUGAUUUGGAGAUCACACAUACACUAUCUGUUUCACUUAAUAAAAUUGGAGAUCUUAAGUAUUAUGAUGGAGAUCUGCAAGCUGCAAGGUCUUACUACUUUCGCUCUUUGGGUGUCCGCCGUGAUGUUAUCAAGCAUAAUCCUGGUAUUUCUUCUCAGAUUCUGGAUGUAGCUGUUUCCCUCGCUAAAGUUGCGGAUGUGGACAUAACUCUCGGAAAAGAGGAUGUGGCUGUUGAUGGAUUUCAAGAAGCCAUAACAUUGUUAGAAUCUUUGACUUUGAAAUCUGAGGAAGCUGGUCUCGAGCCUCGGCGUCUUUCGGUGCUGGAAUUCCUAAAAACUCAACUCGCUGAGAAACAAUCAGAGGCAACUGUGAGUUCGGUGCCCCCUCGAUGAAAAAAAAUGUGAACUGAAAUAAAGGAGCCUAUUUCUGUACAUACACUAGCUUCGGGUUGCCAGGUAAUGAAUUCAAUUUAGGAAGAGAUGAUCCAUGGAGGAUUAAGAUGUGCCAGAGUUGUGAAUAUUUUGGUUAGUCCUUGGAACAUGAGUGAUAGACAAUCAUGCUUUACGUUUAUCUGCAAAAUCUUCAGCCAACAGCUAUAUGUAAUCUUAAAAUAAGAGGCAGACAGCACCACCUUUUAGCACAAGUCAAGGUCUCACUUUUUCUUUGUGUUUUUCCCAGUUCCUUUUAAAUGUGUUAAUGAGGAUGUGACCAUGAUGGGAUAAUGUCAUACCAAUUACCUACUAGAUUUUAGCAACAAUGCGGUCAUGUUAACAUCUUCUACAUAAAUGCAAGCUGUUUUCUUUCCUUUUUAAUUUA